AUGCAUUGGAUUCAGCCGAUAAUUUCGCUUUGCUUAGCAGCUGCAGUCGCCCAAUCGACCGAAGGUAUCUCCAAGCUUGUGAGCCGACGGCUACCUGAUCACACGGAGAGCUUUCAGUUCAUUGUAGAUACCAGUAUAGCUGGCAGUCAUGAUGCUUAUUCUGUGGAAAAUGCCCCAAACAGCACAAUCCUGGUCAGGGGCAACUCCCUAAGCGCUUUAUCUUCCGGACUCCAUCGAUAUCUUACAGAUAUUGCCCAUGUUGACAUAUACUGGUUCAUUGGGAGCCGGUUAGAUGUCGCACCAUCUGAACUGCCUCGCUUGAAUGCGUCGAUGCACGGAUCAAGUACAGUUCCUUGGAGGUAUCACUUCAAUACAGUUACAUUCUCUUACACUACUGCCUUUUGGACAUGGGAGGACUGGGAGCUACAACUUGACUGGAUGGCUCUGCGUGGCAUUAACCUACCUCUUGCUUGGGUAGGCCAGGAGAAGAUCAUCGUGGAAGUUUUCCGCGAGAUCGGGCUCACUGACUCCGAGAUUGGUACUUUCCUGAGUGGGCCAGCAUUCCAAGCAUGGAAUCGGUUCGGUAAUAUCCAAGGGUCCUGGCAUGGUGAUCUUCCAGAUUCAUGGAUCGACGAUCAGUUCGAUUUGCAGAAGAAGAUUGUUCGUCGCAUGGUGGAACUUGGAAUGACCCCGGUCCUUCCGUCUUUCACUGGAUUUGUUCCCUCUGAUAUCACUCGCGUUUUGCCAAAUGCGAAUGUUGUUCGAGGAUCGCGUUGGGGAGGCUUCCCACUUCAAUACACAAACGUUACAUUCCUGGAGCCGUUCGAUCAAAACUUCGCAGAUCUACAAAAACGAUUCAUUAGCAAACAGCAGGAUGCCUAUGGGAACAUCAGCCAUAUUUACACUCUCGAUCAGUACAACGAGAACGACCCUUAUUCUGGUGACCUGGAUUACUUGCAAAAUGUCACUCGAAACACCUGGCAGAGCUUGAAAGAUGCCGAUCCCCAGGCCAUAUGGAUGAUGCAAGGCUGGCUCUUUUAUGCAAACUCUGCUUUCUGGACAGAUGAACGAGUCGAAGCAUACCUAUCAGGCGUGGAAUCAAAUGAAGACAUGUUGAUUUUGGAUCUAUUCUCGGAAUCUAUCCCCCAGUGGAAACGGACGAGUUCUUAUUACGGCAAGCCUUGGAUUUGGUGCGAGCUACACAACUUUGGUGGUAACAUGGGUCUAUAUGGGCAGAUACAAAAUCUGACUAUAAAUGCUACCCAAGCCCGGAUCGAGUCCCCGUCGAUGGUUGGAUACGGUCUAACUAUGGAGGGCCAAGAAGGAAACGAAAUCAUUUACGACUUGCUCCUUGAUCAGGCAUGGUCCGAGUCCCCACUGGAUACGCAUCAAUACUUUAAAAAUUGGGUUAGAAGCCGAUAUUCUGGUCAAAGUAAAGUUCCAAAUGGUCUUUACGUGGCCUGGGAUCUGAUGCGACAAACCGUCUACAAUAACACCAAUCUAACGACCUUGGCUGUGGCCAAGUCCAUUGCAGAUAUUGAGCCCAGGCUUUGGAAUUUGGCUGAUGUGAUCGGCACGCAUGGCACUACUGUCAACUAUGAUCCUUCAGUUCUGGUACAGGCAUGGCGUUCCCUUUACCAAGCAGCAAGCGAAGAGCCAGAACUAUGGUCUAACCCAGCUUAUCAACACGAUCUAGUUGAUGUCACGCGUCAAGUGAUGGACAACGAGUUUAUCACUUUGUACUCGAAUCUAGUGAAGUCUUACAACGAAUCUCACUCCGCCGAACCCAGUUUCGCUCGACAAGGAGACAACCUCGUUCAACUUCUGACGGAUUUGGAUGCCGUUCUUCUCACCAAUCGCAUCUUCCGUUUUUCGACCUGGAUAGAUUCCGCGCGGGCUUGGGCCCAUGAAAACAGAACCGAGGAAGCGUAUUUCGAGUACAAUGCGCGCAAUCAGGUCACUCUGUGGGGACCGAAUGGGGAGAUUUCGGACUAUGCUUCCAAACAGUGGGGAGGACUUAUGUCCUCGUACUAUGUUCCACGUUGGCGUAUGUUCGUCGAUUACCUAAAGUCAACACCUACGUCGUCGUAUAAUGCCACCAAGCUUCAUACAAAGCUGCGAGGGUUUGAGAACCAGUGGCAGGAUGAGACAUGGACCACUCCUGAGCCUACCGGGGAAAAUGUGGACCUGAAAAAGGUUCUGGAGCGAGUUUUGCACAAUUGGCCAUCUAUUUUUGGUCUAAAUUAA
This is a messenger RNA of Penicillium salamii, 2247 nucleotides long. NCBI's taxonomy places the organism in Eukaryota, Fungi, Ascomycota, Eurotiomycetes, Eurotiales, Aspergillaceae. The record is from the annotation of a GenBank genome assembly.